This is a messenger RNA of Mya arenaria, 22581 nucleotides long. RefSeq lists its product as uncharacterized. The transcript has 22 exons. Gene Ontology annotation, molecular function: DNA-binding transcription factor activity, RNA polymerase II-specific; RNA polymerase II cis-regulatory region sequence-specific DNA binding. The record is from RefSeq and is a predicted model, not a curated record. Lineage: Eukaryota; Metazoa; Mollusca; Bivalvia; Myida; Myidae. The coding region runs from base 140 to 20317 and encodes 6725 amino acids. Gene Ontology annotation, biological process: regulation of DNA-templated transcription.
GUUAUGGCUGCUACGGCGGUGGCUCACCUCUAUGCCUUACUUUGACGAGGAAUAACUAAAGAUGCGAAACGAGUUUACGAAUGACACGGACAUAUUUUAAAACAUUAAAACACAGUCCCGCAAGCACCAAAUAUAAACCAUGAAACCAAAAGGCAGAGGGAAGGGAAGACCUCGCAAGAGUAGCGUAUCUGAGCCAGAGAUCAUCAACCUAGACCCUGAUGAUGAGCCUGAAGAGGUCCUCCCAGUGUCAACAAAGCGGGGAAGAAAAAGCCAGAAUAAAUCUGCACACAUCCAUAACACGCGGCGUGCAUCACGAGUUGACGUUGAACUGCAAAUGGAAUGUGUUGAUGAUGAGCUGUCACCAGCACAAUUGAAGGCCAUUGAUGAAGCCCAGAAAGAACACGAGAAGGCAAACGACCUCAUCAAGUUAGCUCGUGCAGGAAACACGAUGGUUCCCGCCAGUACCCCAAACACCUUCACCCUGGUCCCACCAAAGCUACUCAAACAGGCGCAAGCACCUAUCACACCGGCCCAGCCUGUUAACAUGUCGGUGUUGAUAAGCAACCAGGUACCAGUUACCAAUUCGAGGAAAGCUAAGGGUAUGACUCCGCCCACUGCAGUCGACAGCCAGCCAAUGGGAUUGCCUCCUCCAAGAACAGCACAGUUCUUGAAUAAACAGCAGAACCAAGGGAAAGGACCUGCUGGUGUUUCUGUGAGCAGCCCUCCGGAGCUGAUCCUUCUGAAGGAGACCCAGCCCCAGGGUGUGGCAAUAUCUUCACCAACCCCCCUGCCAGGCCAAAUACCCACAAAUAUACUGGGAGUUACCCCACAACAGGUGUACAAGUUUGUCAGUCUGCCAUCGAGUACAUCACCACAGCAGCUGCAGAACCAGUGGGCCAUUAGACCUCUCCUGUCUGUUAAUCCCCAACAACAGAGCCUUCUAGUUGCAAAUGCUGUUCAACAACAGAGGAUGAAAGUCAUGUCUACAUUCAGUAUACGGCCAUCUGGUCAACAGAUUCUCCAAUUGGCCUCUCCCCAGCAACUAAUUAGACAUCCCAUGGACUGGGAGCCCAACCAAUCAGAUUGCUGUUUUGAUGAAAGAAGAAAUUUCAUUGGCUCACAUUCAGUCAGCCCACAUGAAAGCUGCAAUGCGAUUAGUCAUUUUAAAGAACUGAGAAAACUUGAUGAAAGAAAGCCUGUGAUUCGCCCAAACCACAUAAAUGAAAAGCAAAGGUUGAGCUUCAUUUGUCAAGACUGUGAUAAUGACAGAAGUCCUACUUCAAACAUUUCUUGUGUUUUUACCGAAAAUAAAAGGAAUGAACUGGGUGCAAAGAGCUACUUUGAUAGUCAGAAUUUAUGCUGUGAUAUUUGUGACAACUUACACCAACAAAAAAGAGCUAUUAACCUGAACUGUAGCAUGUUGCAGUCAAAUGUUAUUAGCAACAGUGAGUUUCCAGUCAAUAGACCUCAGAGUACUAAAGAAACAAUCAGCCAAGGUCUUGAAUGUGAGCAGGAACUGAAUGUUUCACUCCCUACUAAAACCUCCCAUGCCUCUCCAACUCCAUUUGGUUAUAAUUUCUUUCACCAAGUGGAUUACCUCAAUGAUAAUAGUCAAUCUGAACAAUGUGAUACAUUUAAGUCAUUUGAAGCUAAUGAGAAUGAUUUGGCAACUUUUGGUGCUAUUUCUGAAUAUAAAUGUGCAGAGAACUCAAGAGAAAAGUUGAGCAAACUUUGUGAACCUUCUCAAAGUCUUUCAAUGAGAGACAAGAUUGCUAUGUUGCCUGAUUUGUGUAAGAAGCUUGGAUUUGUUAAAGUAUCCAAAGAGACACAAAUACCAAAAACACAGUUGCUGAAGUUAAACCGGCAGUUUAAACAAGAGCAGGUUCGUUUAAGGAAGAGACUGAGUGGAAAGGAAGAAAUUGAAAAAGGAAUAGAGGGCGAAAUAAGUGCUGAUACUAAAGAAACCAUGACUGAUUUUUUAGAAACAAUGGAAGAGAGUGGUAAGACAAAGGUAACUCCUGAACAACAGAUAAACAAUGAGCUGGGUCCAAACUCUGAAACUGUCUUGAGUGUUGUAAAUGAAGAGAUGAAUGAAACUUGUUGUUUAGACAUUGAUGCUGGUCAUUGCAAAUCUGAAAUUGUCUCAAAUGUUAAGCAUGACAACUCAAAAGAACAGCUCUAUCUAAACAUUGAAAAGGGUCAGAGAAACUGUGCACGAUAUGAAAGGGAAAAGAAGUGUGUCAAUUUUGACAAACAGCAAGAAUCAAGUGUCAAAACAUUGCCAAAAUUUGGUUUGCUGACUUCUGAAGUUGGUUGGAUUUGGACUGAUUACUUAAAAGUUGAGCAAAUGGUUCAAGUCUGUGUUAUUGAAUUAGGAGUUAAAAGCCCAACAGUUAUGAAUGAGAGAAGGGUGGACAGUCAAGGUUUUGCUGAAGUUAAUGUUGAAGAUGAUAAAGAGAACAUUGCUGUUCAUAGUGUGACAAGAGGUGUUGUACUAGACACUUUGAAAAGUGUUGAUGGUGUUGAUGACACUAAGAAAGAAAGUAAAAAAAAAGCUGAUGUUGUCGAUGACAUUAAGAAUAAAGUAAUUCCUGAAACAACUCUGGUUUCUUGUUUGAAGAAAACUUCAUGUAACACUGAUAUGGAUACUUUGCUAGAAAAUUUAAAUGUUAGUGUCUGUAAUGGAAAUAUGUCAAUAGAAAAAGACACUGUAAAAAGUAACACAAGAGACCAGGAUUUAGAAAAUGCCAAGCAAACCAUGGAAUCAGUGCAAUAUUUACAAAAGUCUUUCCAUAUUGAUAAUGUAUGUAAUAGGUCAGAUAAACUUUCUAGGGAUUCUGUAAUGUCUAACAAAACAGUGUCUGAUUCUAGUACAAGUGAUGAUGAUGGUGAUGAUGGUUCAUUGAAAGAGAGGUAUUUGGUGAUUAACAUGUUAGAGGACAGCCAAGGUAAGCAAUUAAGCAGUAUUGAAGUUCACUCUGAUGAACAUAACCACAGUUUUGGAAAUGAAAAACAAUUGGAAGAAGUUGGUGAAAAGAUAGAGACUGCAGAAGUAGAACCUGUUUGUAUGAAACGACUAUCUGAUGAUGAAAAAGCAAAGGCAGAUAGCACACAAGUGGGAAAUGUUAGUAAAGAACCAUUGCCUUAUGCAGAGAAAGAAAACAAUAAAAUUACUCAGGUAGAACAUGUUAGAAAAACAUUACAAAGGGAAUCAACAGAGUCGUAUAUACCAUCAGAUUAUGAAUCUACAGUGUCAUAUGUAAAAGACUCACCAGAUGAAACAUCAAAGCUUUCAAAUGAUUCAAGUACAGAUCAUUUACCUGUUGUGGAAAUGAUGCAUGAAGAAGUUUCUAAAGAUCAUGAACCAGUUAGUUUACCCAAAGAUAACACAGCUGUCAGUGUAAACCACCCUGAACAAGUUAGUAGACUUAAAGAUAGCACAGCUGACACUUUAAACAAAACUGAACAAGUUAAUGGACUAACAAUAGCCAUUGAAAACCACACAGAACAAAUAAGUGAACUCAAAGAUUACACGUGUGACUCUGUAAACCACCCUGAACUUGAUAAUGUAAAUGUGGAUGGCACUGAGAGCCACACUAAACAAAUAAGUUGUGCAAAUGAUGAUACAGCGCAAAGUGAGAGCCAAACAGAAGUGAAUUCAACAGAUAACUUAACAGAACAUAGCUACUUUAGAUCACCAAAUAAACCUCAGAAAACUAGUGAACACGAGAUAAUUACAUUGGAAAAUGACAUUUAUGAUGAGGAUAAAGAAUUGAUUGAUGAGAAAGAGGCAUUUUGUACUGUUCCGAAAGAUGACAAUUUCCUUGGAGUUAAAUUGAAAGACAAGAAAAGAAUGUUGAAGUUAUCAGUUCCUGUGCCAGACAAAUUUGAAAUAAUAGACGGAAGACCUAUACAAAUUUUUGCUGAAGUAAAUAAUGAACCACUGCUGAACAAAGAAAAAAGACUUGAUAAUGAUGUAGAGAAGAAUGUAGAUGGGAAGGGAAUUGCUGAAUCUGAAUGUGGUGUUGAUGAAAGUCCAACAAACUUGGAACAUGCUGAAACUGAAGAAAAUAAUUAUGUCCAGCUAGAUGGCACUACAACCAGUUUUAGUGAGCGCUGGAAGAGUUCUGCUUUAGGUUUGGAGUAUCUUUCUAAAGAUUCUCUAAAUGUUGUAAAAGUUAAAAAACCAAAUAUAGAUGCAGAAAAUGGCCCCAUUUAUCUUGUUGAAGUUGACAAUACUGAUUAUAAAGCGAAGCAAAUGAUGUUAAGUAUACAAGCAAACCGACAAAAGCAAGGACAAAAGAGUAAAACUGUUAAGAAGUUGUGCAAAGAGGGGAUUACAAAAAUGACAAAUCAAGAUGAAAAGAAGAAACCAACUCGAAAGAAGAAACAAGCUCCAAAGAAGGAUUCAUCUCCAAAAAAGAAAGCGGCUCGAAAUAAAAGAACAACCUUCUAUGAAUUCUGUCCAAAUUCUGACAAACAUGAUGAAAUGGGAAAUGAGUUGAUAAGAUAUUUGGCUGAUAACAAUUUCUUUAAGAAUAGACAGGAAAAGAUCUCUGAAAAGGAUAAACAAAAUAUUUUAAAAGACUUAGCUGACAAAGUAAGAAAGGAUAGUUAUAUUGAUUCUGGCAAAUUUCAAUUCUUUGUAUGCCCAUGUGUAAAAGAUGAUAUUAUUAAAGCUUCUUUUAGGGUUGGACCUGUUGAGGUGGCUAAAGCUUUAGCUAUUCCUGUCCGUAGAAUCUAUAAUUGGAGAACAUUGGUUUAUCAACAUCAUGCAUAUGCAGCUUAUAAGAAGAAUCCAUUUAGGGAAGAAUUGAAAAUCAAGCUUGCCUUUCUUGCUAAAUUAUAUGGUUCUAGAGAGAUAAAUGAAAUGUACAACAUCCCAAUGAAAACCCUUGCAAUGUGGAAAAAGAAAUAUCAAGAUGUAAAAUUGCUGUCAUAUGAUUUGACAGAAGAAGACUAUCUUGAACUUUGUAGAGUGUCAGAAUCCAGAAAUGAUGGUAGAGAACAGAACUCAUUACUGAAUGGAACCCAAAAAACGGUAGAGAUGAAAAAUGGUUCAAGUGUAUUUUGUGAUGGUGGUUUAGAACACAUGAAAGAGACACACAGUCCACAUGUGUCUGUACAAGAACUGGAUAAUAUAGUGAAUGAAGAUGGGAAAGCUCAUGAAUCAUUUAAUCAGAAGAGCAAGACAUUUCCGAAUAACUUGGAAAUAUACUUUGGAGAUGAGAGUUCCGAGAAUGAGAGUGAAACAGAAAUGAUAGUUAAGCAGAGAAAGAAUAGUGAAACAAAUGGAGAUGCUAAGACAUUUGAGAAAAUCAAAAGCAUGCAUGAAGAAAUUAACAAAGACAUUGCGAAUCUUACUGAUUCUUCUGACCAUAAUGAUGGUGAUGACAACCUAGAAGUUCUUGGUGACAUAGAAGUUUUAGGGUCUUGGAACAUACAUGUUGAACCCAGAGAAAAUGCUGAUAAUGGAGAAAGAAUGAAUGUUAUUGAUAUCAAACAAGAGAAACAUGAGGUGAAUGCUAUUUUAGUAGAGAGAUCAGUUAAAAUGGGUUUGAAUAAGCAGAAAGGUUUAGAGAAACUAAAAGAUGUUGGCUCUGAAGCUGAUAGUUCCACAGAUCAUGGUUGUCAAGAAGCGCAUGACAGAUCUGGCAAUGUAUUGAAGAAAGAAACAGAAUGGAAGGAUAAUGCCAGUCCUAAAGAUAGAAGAACAGAAAACAGAACUGGAAAUGAUGAGAAUGAUAUCAUUGUUGAAGCAUUAAACAUUGAUGAUAUUGAAAGAGAUGCUAUGGCUGAAGAAAAAAAUGCAAACUCAAUUCAAAUCGGUGAACUGUCUUUCAACAUUAGAUCAGAUGAGCAUUUUGAUGAAAUAAUAGAUUUAACCUUGGAUAGUUCUCAGAAUGAAAAUUUCAUUGUCAAAGUUCGUGAACCUGACUCAGUGUUGCACCCAUUUCAAAUAAAAUCUGAACCAGUUGAUGAAGAAUUUGAUAAUAUAGAACAGGGCAGGAAAAAAGUAAGUGUUGUUGACAAAGAAGAUAUAAAUGAAAAAAUCAAUAAACCACAUUCACCUAGAAAAGGAAACCAGGAGAAAGACUCGGUACCAAUGUUAGAAAUGGGAGUUGGUGAUGGACAAAACACUCAGGGAAAUUCUUAUUUUCAUAGCUCAGGGAAUCAGCAAAAUUCAGACACAACACAGGGUGGCUUUGGAUCUCAUGGUGGAAAUGAUAUCAAUUAUCCAUCGACAAGUAAUAGUUCAGGGGGGAUCUCAGAAAUACCUGACAUUCAGAUCGUCGGACUAAGUGAUCUACAGCCUGGGCAAGACUAUUAUCUGCUUGAUAGAAAUACCCUGAACAUAAUGCCCACAGCUUCACAAAUGCAGACUAGCUCCGUGAAUACAGGUGUCCCUUCUAGUCAAAUAAUCAUUCAGUCAGCAGAUGUGUCACAAUCACUGACAACUCCAUUACCGACCAUGCCAGGCAUACUGAUCAGGAGACCUAGCCCAACAUAUUCCAGAAGCUCCUUAAGUUUGUUACCCACAGUCAUACAACAUUACCCAUUGGCAUCUGUUGGUCCAAUCAAUGUUGGUACACCACCACUUCCCCCUCCACUGAUUCUAGGAGGAACGAAUCUAGUUCCUAAACCGCCACCCCUAUAUCCUGGAGUGCAUUCAGCAAGUUCUAGUUCAUCAAAUUCUUCAUCAUUCACCCUUAGAACUUCACCAGUGAUAGUAACUUCAUCAUCAUCAGCAGUUUCGCAUGCUCCUUCAGUGAUGGAGGUACCAGUCCUUUCUGAUUAUCAAGCUUCUGUGAAGACAUCAACAGUAAAAGCUACAACUGUUACACCACCAGUUACUCCGAGCUCAUUUUUAAGUGAAUUUGAACAUUAUCAUCAACUGAAACGGGCAAUAUCAGAUAAAUCCACAGUUCAAGUUUCCCCUCCAUCAACUUCAAUACCACAAGAAGUUUAUGUCUAUCCAGGUAAAGAUGUGGUGAAAACUACAACUCAGGCCUUCAGUGCUAAUUCAGUGUCUCCUAAAGGUUUCAUAUCAUCAAAACCAAUCUCCCCGAAGAGUUCAACAGCAGGAAACCGGAAAUCUCCGAUAAUUGUGUACGCAGACCAACCAGUUCCAAGUUACAAGCAUUCAAUGCCGCCUCAGGUUAUGCAACAUGAGGGUAAAGCUUAUGUUAAAAGAGGAUCAGAUUGGUUGCACAUAUCUAAUAAAAAUAAGAGCAUUCCAAUGUCUCUGAAAAAUGUUGCAGUACCAGUGACGUUGGUUGAAAAUCGUAGUGGGAAAUCACCUGUGUAUUAUAUUAAAACUGCUGCAAAUCCUAGCACAGUUGUUGCUAGUUCUACAAACACAGAAGAAACAAGGCAUGUGAUAUCAGGCAUUGUUUCAAAACUGAACCAACAAAAUGUAACAAUCAUUCAAUCACCAAAAAAAUCUGAAGCACCUGCAUCAGCUGAUAUUUCACAGAUUCCAAAGUCCAGUCCCAGUGUGGUGAAUUUGAUGCAUUUAUUUCAGCAGAAAACAGUCAGGAAUCAAACACAGUCUAGUAAAUUUAAUUUAGAAACAUUAGCUCAAGCUGCUUCCAGUGUGGAAAAUGUUCCAGUUGGGUCUUUCACCUUGUCAGGCAAAAUUGGAGCUAUGACAGAACUUGCAAGUAAAAGUGCAGACGCAAUUGGGACACAUUUUCAACCAAUUUCAAGAGAGAGAGAUCCAAAAGCUUUCAAAGAGAAGAUUGUCACCCAGGGAGAAGCUGGAAAAUUUCUAGACAUUCACAAAAUUGCAGAGACUGCUUUAAAUCAAAGUUCAGAGAAAACAGCUCCAAAAGAAAAAAUGAAAGAACAGAAAGGCAAGCUUGAUGAAACAGAUGUAAAGGAAAAGAAACGUGUACAGAUGGAAAAGUUCUUAGAUUUGUCAGGAUAUGUAUCUGAAAAUCAAAUAACUAAACAGAGAGCUCUGAUGAAGACAAUGUUGAAGAGAAAAAUUUCUGGAGAUGUUGGAGGUGAUAAUGAAAAGAAGAAGUCCAAAGAGAUCGGAAGUGAGAUGAGUAAAACUGGCAAUAAAGUGGAAGGAAACGCUCCUCCAACAGGGCGAAGAAUCGAUGAUCUGAUAAGAUCCAUGUCCAGUAGAAUGAAUGUGGAUGUUAGUACGAAAUCUAAGAAAGUAACCCCCAUCUCAAAAGAAGGGGAAAUUGUCCCAAAGUUGAAUGAAAACAGAAUAGAAUCCCUAGUUAAAACAAUGCAAAACAGAUUGGCAGAUGAUAAAAAUGAGCCUGGUCCAAGUGGCUUGGUAAGAAAUAGACAAGAGUCAACAGAUGAGCAUAGACCUGAAGGAAAAGAUGGUAAAAUGUUAGCGAAGUUGCAAGGCCAUGAUGAACCUAAGCAAAGAAUAGAUUCACUUUUAUCGUCAGUUACUGAUAGAUUAAUGACCUUUCAUGACUUAACCCAAGCAGCUGAAACUUGUGAAGGUGAUCAGAAGUCAGAUACUGAAAAGAAAAUGGAAGGCAUGACUCCACCUGUGUCAUUCGAUGGUAAAUUGAAACCAGAGUCUGCAAUAUAUGAAAACGUAGAAGAAAAGAGUUUGCCUGUUACGUCUAAAAGGAAGGGAGAAAGUAAAAUCAGACGUGAUAUCAGAGACGUAAAGAAAGGUGUUGUAUCUGAUGUUCCCGAGUUGUCAACAGAUGUGAAAACGAGCAGCAGUAGUGAAUGCACAUUGUUCUCAUCUGAAACUAACACUGCUACAAUUGAUCUCAAGGAUAGUGUGGAUGUUAAGAAAGACUCUGAACCAACUGAUCUAAGUGAAAAACUAAAGUCACUGCUAAAUGCUGAUAUUUUUAAUGUUAUUGAAUCUAAAGAUGCUGAUGAUGACAGUGAGGAAGAUGAUAAUGAAGAUGAUUCAAGAAUGUCACCAGGGAGUGUUCAUAUUGGCUCAAGUGAGGAUGAAAAUGAGAACAAUGAAGAAGUUGAUGAUGUCACAGAAAGUGCACAUAGCACCGAGGACGAAUCUGAUGCUGAUACACCAGUAAUUGUUAUUCCAGAAGUGAGCACAAGAAAAAGUGAUAAUUCAAUUUAUUCGCCUAUCAAAACCAUGUAUGUGGAAUGUCUUCAUACAAGUCCUUAUAAAUCUGAGAAAACACCAGAGAAAGUGUGCCCUACAAUCACAGUGGAUAGAAAUGUUCAUAGAAGGUCCAAUGUUAAUACAGACAAUCAAUUGAGUCGAACCAGUCCGAAAGCUCUCAUGAAACAGAGUAGAGGUCUGGUUAUGAAAAGGACAUAUCCAAUUCUUAUAAAGAAGAAAAUAGCAAAACUAGCUUCAAUAUUUAGCAUGACCAGCUUAAGUAUGAAAUAUGGUAUGAAUGCGCAGACAAUAUCAAAGUGGAAGCAGUUAUAUGGAAAAGAUGAAAUUGCAGGUUUGGAGUUCACUGGAGAGGAACUGGCAAUCAUGAAGGAUGUACGGGAGGAGAGAAUGUCACAGAUUAAUGACAAAAGUGCUGAGAAAACUACUGUUAAGAAGGUUUCACCUAAUCAAACUGUUAAACCACAUCAGACUGUUACAUCUGGAAAAUCAAAGUAUCAGAUUUAUGUUGACAACCCUGAAGAAGAAAUUGAAGAACAAACAGAAAUAGAAAUAGUGAAACCAACUAGAAAACCAAGUACAGAAAUUGAAACUGAGUUAUUGAAACCAGCAAGAAAACUGAGUACUGAUGUCGAACUUGAAAGUGUUAAAAGUGAUAAUGUAAAGAAAGUAUCUCCAAUGCUUAUAGGAUUGCUGAAUAGCAGUAAAAAAAAUCCAGCAUCUUCAAGCCCUGUGAGGCCUAAGAGGGUUCCAAACAUCCUGAGCAGACAAGGACCCGCAAUGAAAACUGAUGAUAAAAUGACCUCCUCCACUGUUCCGAUGUACAUAGCUGUUAAUGAGGGAACUGAUGACCAAACUAAGCAUAUGUUGAGACAAAAAUUGAUGAUUCAAGCAGAUAAGGGACCUACUAGUUUGACUAUGCCGCAGGGUAUUGAGACCAUGUCGAUGAAGAAAUCUGUGUCAAGUGUAUUUGGUGAUAUUUCUCCUAUGAAAGAUCCAGAAAAUAAUGCCAGUGUCAGUGGACCUACAGCUCCAACUGAACAAUCUCAUAUGCCGGGUGUUGAACGGACCGUUUAUUUGUGUCCCAAAGAAAAUAUUUUCAAAUAUAGAUAUGUCAACACUUCUUCUAAAGGUUCAGUUCCAGCUACCACUCCAAAUGCCAGUAUAGGUGAUUUAAUCAGAGCAAGUAAUAAAUCAAAGAAGUUUACAAGUAAAGCUGAUAAAUAUUCUGAGCCAACAGAAGCAUUUAAAAUGGAAGUAGUUAAAGAGGCAAGGAAGUCGGGGUUUGAAAGGGCUUCCAAGUGGUUUAGUGUUGAUAUGACAGAUAUCAUGAAAUGGCAUGAUGUCCUACUGAACAAGAAAGGUGAAGAAGACUUGAACAAAAACAAGAGAACAAAAACUUCUGCUCAGCAACAAGAAUCAGACUCUGAUGUGUAUGAGUUUCUUGUUGGUGAGACUUCAGGCACAGCAUCUUCAAAACCUGGGCAAACUGCAGGAAAGAAACUGAACUCUGGAUUGUCAUUUGAUAGUUAUGAAGUGAAAGAAGGAGCCAUAAAGAGGCCAAGAUUCCAUAAAGUUGGUGGAUCUUCAGAACAAUUGGGGACAGCUAUAACUAAUGCAACAAAAUCAAACAGAUCUAGAAUGGGACCAAAUACCACAAUUCUGAAAAGAACACAAGAAAAUAUUCACCAACUGCAACAGUUUAAAGCAGAUGUCCAGGGUGACCUUGGUAUCAUGCCAAAACUUGUAAAACAAAGUGUCUCUGGCACCAAGGACACCAGUGUUGAAAUUGCCAGCACUUGGAAACAAGUGCAAUCAGUUAUUAAUCCACCUAAACUAAAUGAAAGAAAGUUUAGUCAGGAGUACAAAAACAGGCUGAUGAGGGAGUGUGAAGUCAGAGGCCAGAAAGUGAUAUCAAGAGAGUACAAGAUCCCAUUUAAUGAGCUUUCCCGUUGGAGGCAAGAGGCUAAGAGGUUAAACCAAGUAGUUGCUAAACAACCUUCAGCCCAACUUCCAAAAUUGCUCAUUCCUGCUCCGAGUACAAGUACUGAGAAAGCUCUGCCAGCAGCGAAGUCAAGUGAUUACAAUAAACCAGCUUUGAUAAGGAAUGCUUCAGACACAGGUGAGGUGUUUGUGCUCUCUGAUGAUGUAACAAGACCUGUUGAACAAGAGCCUUUAAAGAUCAAGAUCAGAUUUUCUGCUGAUGGUCAAAAUAGAGCUAUGAUAACAUCUAGUUCUUCAGAAAGUUCUAUUCCUGAUGUGGUAAAGAGGAUGGAAAAACAACCAGUCUUCCUGCAACCAUCUACAUCAGUAUGGCCAACAAAAAGGUCACCAAAGAAGGUUGGUUCAAAAAGUUUGAAAACAAAAGCAUCUCCAGCAAAACAAAGACUAGCAGCUACAGAGAAUAAGGCUAGACAGAAGAUUGGAAGUCCACAAGAUAAGAAUAAAGUAAGAAGAACUUCACAAUUGGAAGAUGAUGCUGAGUUAAGGAUGCAGGUAAUUAAUUAUUGUUUUGACCAAGGUGUUUUAAAGACUCAAAAGAAAUUCAACAUUACAAGACAGUCUAUUAUCGAUUUGAUGAAAGAAUAUGAAGAAUUAAGUAAAUAUGCUGCUGAAGCAGAAUACUCCCAGUACAAAACAAAGCUUGUUAGUAGAGAAAAGACAAGUGUUGAGGUGUCGACUUCGCAACCUGUGAUAGUAAAAAACUUGACUGAUUAUAUUGUGACACAAGAGUACAAGGUAGGAGUGGUAGACUAUGCCAGAAAUCAUGGGAUUACUGCUGCGUCUAGAAAAUACAAGCGGAAAACAACGACAAUCAAGUCAUGGGUAAAUGAAAUUGAGAGGCAAGAAACAAAAAAGAUACAAGAUGAACAAAUUGCAAAGGAAAUUGAAUUACUUGCAACAAAGAUUAGUCAAGAAGAAGCUAGGAAGAUUAGUUUCUUUGAAGCUAGAAAGAAGAGACUGCAAUUGGAAAAUGAAUUCCGAAACCAAUAUAAAAAGACAGUAGUUGACUAUGCAAAAGAUCAUGGGAUUACAAAUGCAACUAAGAAGUACAAGAAAAAGGCUCAGACAAUAAAGGCUUGGAUGGGACAUUUAGCUAAGUUGGAGCGAGAUGCAAAGAAACUCCGAGCGGAAGAAGCUUCUUUGCCUUUUACAUCAAGUCCAAUGAAAAGUUCUGAAUCAAAUUUGCACUUAAGCAUUUCCAAACCAUCACCACUGCAACGAAGGAUGUCGGCACCAGCUGAAAUCCAAGAAGAAAACUCACUUAAGAACAAAAACCCACCUGAAUCUCCUAUUUGGGAACAGGAUUUUGUGAUAAAACCAUCUACAAGCAGUCCGCUGAAGCUGACACUUUCUCCAAGACGGAAAUCUCCAGUGAUUGUGAUUGGCUCAAGUGCAGAAGGUAGUGAUGAUAGUAAUGACGAAGAUUUAGAUGACUUUGAUGAAGACGUUAAUGACAUAGGGACUGAAGAUGAAGAUGAUAACGCUGUAGAGUUGUCAUCUUUUGGCCUAAAUGCUCUACCGGUAAAGUCAAAAGCACUGGCUGCUGAUCAUGAAAAGUUGGAAAUAGAAAUUGAUAUAGCUGAAGAUAGUUUUAAUAGCACAAUUAAUUUGAUAAGCGAGGACGAAGAAGCUAAUAUAAGUCAGCAUUCAAUUCCUGCGAAAAAAGCUACUCUCAAGUCACAUAAGAGUUCCUGUAAGGAAACAAAUAAGAGUAUUGAAGACACUAUUGAAGAUCCUGAAGAUACUGAGCAAAACAAACCUGAGGAUGAUGGUAUCAUUAGUCCAUCAGAUGUACCGAAUAUUUUAGAAAUGGACAGAUUUGUUGCAAAAUCAAUUGAACAGAAAGAAAAUGAACUGGAAGCUGAAGACUUGCCACAUAAUGAAAAUGUUGUUGGUGAUGUUGAUGCAAUAGUUAUUGAUGAAGAUUCCGAGUCGGACACUGAGGCUGUGGAGAUGAUUCCAUAUGAAGACACUGUAAUGUUUAAAGUACUGACAGCAGAGAUGGAGAAAUUUUUCAAUGACAAGACUACAACUGUAAAACCUAAGAGAAAACAGACUGCGACUAAGGCUAAAGGUAUGAGUGCUGAUGCUGAGAUAAUGUCUAAUCUAGAUGAAAAUUUACUUUUUACUGGCACUAGAAGCACAAGACAGAGUUUGGCCCAUGAUAUAACAAAAAAUAAGAAACAGAAUGAUUCACUAUUAACAGUGUCUACAGAAUCUGAGGCAAAGGUUGAUGAUGACAAUGAAGCCAGUUUAGGCAAUAGAAAUACAGAUGAAGAAACUACUAAAGUAGAUAUUAAGAUGAACAAUUAUGCCUCUAAAACAGAAGAGACUGAGUAUGCUAAAAGUCAAUCAUCAGAAGCAAAGGUACAACUAAGUGAGAAAGAAGCUAAAAGGGUCCAGGUUGAAAAUGAAGUAGAUCCCAAAAAUAAUGUUUCAAAUAAGGCUGACAGAUUUGAAACUGGAAGAGAACUGGAUACUGAAGGUGAUGCUCUCACUUCAGAAAGGAGACCUAUCACCGGUAUUGAAUAUAAAGAGAAAGCAAGAAUUGAAACAGAUAGUAAGGAAUCGAUCAAAGAUGUUCAUAUUUCUGAAGAUAAAGGAAGCAUAACAAAUUCUGAAACAAAGGCAACAGAGGAAGUUUCAGAAAUGCCGCCAGUUGAUAAAUUGGUUGCAAAAGGUAUCAUAGAACUAAAGAAGGAAAGUGUUGAUGCAAGAAAGUCAGAAAAAGAAGAAAAUACAAAUGGAACAGACUCACAAGAAGAUCAAAUGGAGAAAAAGGAUAGAAGUUUAUUUGACAUGCUCGAGCCCAGAGAAGGUAAACUCCCAUCAGAGAUUAAAACUGUAGAUAUCACACUUACAGAAAAUGCCACUGGGCCUGAUACCUACAAGGUUGGAGACUCCUCCCCAAAGCCAAAUCUUGGAUUAUUUGGAAAUCUGAUGAAGUCAUUUAAAAUGCCAGGAUUGGCAAUAAAUCCUGUAGCUGUUGAUAUCAAAGGUCCAAGCAGUAUUGUUGAUGAAAAUAGCACUGAGAGUAUAGUCAAAACACCACAGAUGGAUGAUGAGUCAGUUGUUAAAGAUAAGUCUGAGAGAAAUGUGUUCGAUUUGAUUGGGUCAAAAGAGGAACCUAUAGAAUCAUCCAAACCUGAAGCUGAGACAAGGAGUUUGUUUAAACAUGCAGUCAUUGAUUCACCAACUAAAAGGUCUUUGAGAUCUAGUACAAAAAUAAACACCCUAGCUUCAUCUAAUUUUGAAACGCCAAAAAUUUCGAAGAAAAAACCAAUGUUCAAAUUUCCAAAAAUGGCUUUGAAUGUAAAUUUUGGCAACAUAGCAAAACUUGGAAUUUCAAAGUUAAAGGAAGAAGCUAAGUUAAAAACUGAAACAUACAAGCUAGGAGAUGACAAUGUCUAUAAAUCUGACUCAAUUCAAUCAGACACAGAAAGUUUAGACCUGAUUAACAAGCAUGAGGAGGACACAGUCACACAAUCAAGUGUUGCUGUUUCAAAAACUGCUGCAGAUGAACACAAAGAAGAAGUUCAAAGUCCUGGUGUUAUAAUUGAAACUUUUGAACAGUUAAGGCAAAGACUUACAAAGGAAAGAGCUGCCCUUAAAGCUGAAAAAUUAAAACAGAAAGAAAGGGAGGCUUCAAUAGAGAUAGAAAAAGAAUCAAAAGAGGUGAGUGAAAGUGACAAACCUAAUACUAAUGAUGAGGAUGAUGCAGAAAAUGAAGAAAUGUAUAAAGGAUUUGCUCCAGAAAAAAUAGUAUUGAUACUUGAUAUUUCAAAGAAACAUGGAAUUAAUUUUGCUUGUUCAUCGUUUGGUCUUCCAGCAUCAGUAAUAGUGAAUUGGAUAAUAGAAAAAGAUCGGAAACAUCGGAGAGUCUCAUUAUCCAUAAGUUUAGAAGCAAAACUUACGGCGCUUAGAAGAAUAAAGAAUAAUGAAGAUGAGAGUGGGAUUGGAAAAGAACUCAAGGUGAAUGUUAAUGAGUUGAAACAGUGGGAAAAUGAACUUGGAUGGAUAUUGAAGCAAAGAAAUGUUGAAAAUGUUUUAGAUAAAUGGAGUCGAGUAGAAAAUGUUUCAGAUCUUGAUUUCCAGAAAUGUAAUGAAAAACUUCAAAGACAGGAAUCCUCUAGUGGAAAACUGGAGAAAAGUGAAAAAGCUACAACCAGUUUGCAAAACUCUGCCGAGAGUGAAGAUAAGGAGCUGAAACAGGAUGAGGUAAAAGACACACUGUCUAUGAAAAUGCCUGAACUUAAUGAAGAUAAAGAAAUAUUACCUAACAAUAUAUCUCAAGACAGUGCUACUGAAACUGCUCAGAAUGAAGAGACAAUUAUUGUUCUAGACACAGGUGAUGAAUCUAGUGACAAAAAAGCAGAUCAAAUAAAUGAAAGUACUGAUGGUUAUACAGAAAUUAUUGAAAUACCAGAUGAUAGUGAAAUUAAGGAAACUGACGAUAAAAAGGUGUUGGAAAAGGUGGGUGUUGAUAAGCUCUCAGAAAGCUCUCAGAAGAUUGAUACAGAAGAAGCUGAGAAAAAUGACACAAAAGCAGAACAUGCUACAAAGAUAGAAUCAGAAAAUGAAGACACUACAGAAAUAGCAACAGAAGUGAGCAAUGAAGUAAAUAAUAAACCAAUUGAAGAGUCGGAAAACAUUGAACAAACUACACAGCCAGAAAACCAAGAACAAGAACAGGUAACAGUGCCUGAUAUAUUGCUUUUUGCAAGGUCUGGAAACCCUACUCACUUUACAGUUGAACAAAAAGCCAUGUGUGUUGUUCUUGCCAAGAAAUUUGGAAUAAAAGAUGUAGGUAAGAAACUUGGAGUAAGUCAAGGAACUUUAUGGAGAUGGGUGAAUAGAAAAACUGUUAUCAGUGAUUUGAUUGAUGAACAAAAAGCAGGAUAUAGGAAAACAAAAAGAUAUGAUGAAUGUAAAAGUGUGGAAAGUGAAAGUAGAAAGUCUGAAGUUAGAAAAGACAAUAAAAUUGAGAACAUUUUGGAAACAGUUAUUCCCAAACCAGCUGUAACAAGAAGUCGAGCAGCUGUUAAAGAAAAAGGCAAGAAAGAAAAGAAGCAGACUUCAAUGGGUUACAGAACUAUUUCCCCUUCAAAGUUACCUAUUCCAUUGCACAAUAUUGAGAAUAUUGAUGUCAAGGACUUCACACUUGAGCAAAAAGUGGCAAUCAUAAAGUUGGUAGAGUUGUAUGGAGUACGACAAAUACAUAAACAGUUCCAAAUUCCUGCAUCUUCAAUUUGGAACUGGCAGAAUUCUAAAGUUGUUAAAGAAGAAAUGAAUGCUGCUGGAAAAGAGCCUGAAGUGAAGAAAUCUGAAGCUGAGAAAGAUAAGAAAGCGAUUGAGUUUGAACCAGAAGAUGAUGAAGAAAAGCUGAACAUAGAUGUCAUCUUUGAUAGAACCCUUGUUGCUAUUGAGGACGUGAAUUAUAUGGAUUUCAAACUAGUCCAAAAGGCUGAUGUAGUACAUUUGAUCAAUCAUUUUGGAAUUGAAUAUGUGUGUGAAAAACUACCACAGAUUCCAAGAGGAACAUUGUGGAAUUGGCGACAUAGCAGACAUGUUUUGCCUCUCGUUGCAGAGCUGGAAACAGAUUUGAAAAAGGCUCAAGAAUUGAUUGCAGCAAAAGCAGUGAAAGCACAGAAGACACAAGUUGGUGCUGAUGAGAUUGAUAAGAAUGAUAUGACUCAGAAGUGGUUGAGAGAGUGUCACUCGUCUGGAAGGAAAAGAAGUGGAAACAUAAGGGAAGGAUCAGUGGAAAGUUCUAAAAGGAGGAAAAUAGAUGUUUCAGAAAAGGCCAUGUCUGUUAUUGAAAGCGAUAGAUUUGGGAGAAGCAGUUCACCAUCUAGUUUUAUAUCAGAUAUUUCUAUUCAUUCCGAGGAUGAGUUUGAAGAGAUUAUAAGUGACACUGAGGGAACAUCCCCAUCGAUACAUUCAAAGAGAUCAGUUACCAGUGGGCAGGCAUCACAUAGUAGCAAAGUUGGUGGUAAAAAGGGGAACCAGAAAACAGGAAAAGCAAAGGAUUCAGGGAAGACAAGCUGUGUCCCAGCUGUGAAGCUACCUGAAGAGGAAAUUAAGGAACCAGUUUAUGAAGUUCUAAAAAUAGAAUGUGGAGAAGAUAACAGAUUGAUGGUUCAUUUUAAGACUGAUCCGACGAUAAUCCCUAUGGCAGCCGAGACCGGCAGCUCAAAACGUUCAGCCAGCGACACAUGGCAAGGACCUGUAGCCAAGAAGAAGCCAGGCAAGAAGACUGAGGACUAUCUUCAUGUACAGGAUGAAGCAGGCAACAUAGUUCCGCUGGAUGAGUUCUACUACGGCACACUGGAGGGGGAUGUCAACUAUUCCGAGGAGAAGGGAGAGUUCAGGUUUAAGUGUUGGUACUGCUCCAAGAUGUUAUACAACAAUGUCCGGGCCAUGCAGCACAUUCAGGGCCACAUAGAUAGCAGCAAACAACAGAAUAUAGAUCUGUCCGACCUGUGUCAGUGUAAACACUGCUACAAGCAGUUUGACACGCCGUUUGAGAUGCAGACCCAUGUGGAAAAGGUUCAUCUCUCCAACAAGGUGCUGAUGUGCCGAAUAUGUGAGAAAGAUUUCAACACACAGAAGGAGCUAGCCUCGCAUAUGAGUGCCAGUCACUAUAGGUCUGAGAUGCCAUAUGUGUGUCAGCUGUGUAACUUCCGAUCAUCCAUGUACAGUGAUGUUGUGGACCAUUUCAAGAAGAGACAUGACUCCUCCAACCAUUUGCUCUGUUUCUACUGCCUGCGCUCAUUCGAGGUUAAAUUUGUCUCCCAAGGGUGGGGCCAAACACAGACUUACUACGGCCAUCUUCUCAAACACCAGUCACGGGCCUCCACCAAGAAGUGUGUCAUGUGUCGACUGACGUUCUUCAAUGCCCCGGACGUGAAAAACCACCGACGAAAUUGUCAUAUCAGUGCUAACAAAAAUCAGCAAGGUUUCUCCCCAGGCAGCAAGAAUGAUGGUGGAUUAAAACAGAAGAAAACCAACAUCAAAUCUCUGAACGCACCAUCGAUCUCAAAGAUACAAGACAUCGGGGAAGUGAAGUUCCCAGCCGCCACACAGAGGGCCAAGUGUGUGGAAUGUAAAAUGAUUAUGGCCUCAACUGACCAUUACAAGAAGUUCAUCCAUUGCUCCAUGUGCAGAUUUGCCACCAGCUGCAGUGUAGCUUAUGCCAAUCACAUGAUGGGAUUUCACAGUGGACAGAUGUCAAGUCUCAACUUGAACAUUCCGUGGGAAAGGCAGGCACAGUUUCCACUCUUCUGUGCUUGUGGCUACACUUCUAAGUUUGGCAACAAAUUGGCCAAUCACAUGGUAGGGUGUAUAAAGUCUGUAUGUUACACCAGACGGCCUGAACAGACAGGGGAUACUACAGCAAAACCAGCAGCAGUGGCAAUGAAAGACAUGGCCAAGGAAUCUGACAGUGCGUCGGUGCUGGGAGUAUUGGGACUAGUUCAGAAGAAGACUGUCACAACUAAACGUUUACCAAAAGGAAUACGGGCCGGUCCAAAGAAAUUUAAGCUGGCCAAUCAAAUUCCUCUAAAUGCUGAUGUGGAUGAAGCUGAAAGAAUUGAUGAUGUUAAACUGGACAACGUUGGAAAAUUGGAGACUGAGAAAAAAGUUAACGUUGAGAAGAGAAAAGGUGAAAUAGCUGAGGAUAUAAAACAAGAAAAGAAAGAGAAAAUUAGUUCAGAAGAGCGUGUAGAUUUGAAGAAAGAUAAAGAUAAAAAGGGUGUUACAAUCAAUACAGAAAAUGAUAAUAAGAAGGAAGAAAAGAUGGAUGUAAUGGUGAUAGAUGAGGCACAAGAAGAUGAAAAAUCUAAUGAGAAAGAACAGAAGGAACAGAAUAUGGAUUCUGAGAACAUUGAUACUAAAAAAGCAGAUUCAAAAGAAGAAGGAUUGAAAGAUGAAGAACAAUCUAAGCUUAUUUGCAAAAAAAAGGCUAAAGAACAAACUGAAAUCACACCAGCAGAUGGGGAAUUGAAAUGUCAGAAGAAAGAAACUGAGGUCAAAGCCAGUGUUCUUGAAGAUAAAAACAACAUAGUGGAAGUUGAUGAAAGUACUACAGCUCUAAAGAAAGAUCAAGUAGAAAUGAAAAUGGAAACAGCAAGUCAUAAUGAAGAUAAGAUUCCGGAAGAAAUGGAUCUUGAAUCUGUUGAUGACAUAUUGGAAAACAUUGAACAUGGUGAAUUGGUUAAAAAGACUGAAAAUUCAAAUAAACCAGAGAAGGAAGACAAAGAACAAUUGGAAGAUAUAGCAGAGACUAUGGAAAAGGAUGAACAAACUAAAGAAGUUGAAGAUGUGUCUAAAGAUGCUGCUGAAUCAGAAGUAGAGGAAAAAGCAAGGGAGUUAAAGGAGAAGACUCAAGACCUUGAGCAAUCUCCUGAAAAAGAAUCUACUGCCACAACAUCAGCUUCUGACCAAGACAAUCAAAUAGACAGUCAAACUGAAGAAAAUGAAAAACCUGAAGGUGAACUUGAAACAGAGGAAGUCAAAGAGACACAAGAAACAUCUGCUGAGUCUGUUGAUGAGAAAAUAGUAAAAGAGAAGGACUCACAAGAGAAAGAAAUUGGAGAAGAAAAAAGAGAACCUACAGAAAGGGAGAGAGAAUCUGAAGAGAGAAGCGACACAUCUGAAAGAAAUAGAGAUGUAGGAGACAGACAAAAAGACUCACAUGAAAGGGACAGAGAGUACAGGGACAAGAAUAGAGACUCCUCUGACCGCAAUAGAGAUUCAAGUGGCAGGUCUCGAGACUCAGACGAUCGGCGUCGUUCCAGUGGUAACCAUGGUAGUGACUCUUACAGAAGGUCCGAGGAGAGGUCACAUGAUGACAGAUAUCGUAACGAUGACAGGUCACAUGGGUCUCACAGGUCCAAUCACAGUAAGUCCUCCUAUGAGCGUGACCGCUCGUACGAGAGAGAUCGUGACAGGGGCCGUGACUACAAUCGAGGCCGGGAUUAUCAUAGCGACAGUCGACAUGGUGAUGGGAGAUAUGGAGGAGAUAACAGGAGUAGUUAUGGGUACAACGACAGCAGGGGCCAUAACCAGGGAGGUCAAGGUUAUCGGGGUCAACAGGGGUCACAUGGCUACCAUGGUAACAGGGGAGGACAGCAAGACAACCGUAACUAUGGCAACCGAGGGGGUCACAACAACAGGGGCGGUUAUAAGCAGAAUUACCGCGGGAAUAAUUAUAGGGGAGGAUACUACUAGAAUUAGCCUGUCAUCUUGUCUCCAAGUUCUUGAGGUUUAAAGUUGAUAAUAACAAAUAAAAACAAGAGCAAGUUUAUUUGGAACUACAGAAGAAAUUUGUGAGGUGGAUACUAUACUAGAAUCACUCCAGGGGACUGUUUCCUUGCUUUGUUUAAUAUGUAAGCUUUGAUUAUAAAAAGAACAGAUUUAGUGUGAAUAUUCAGAAGUACUGUGGAAGUUAUAUUGAUGAAUAUUAGAAAUGUUUGAACAAUGCUUGUGGCUUACAAAUAUAUCAGUUUUAAUACUACAUAGUUGACGUUUAUAACCAGAGUUACAGCGGAAAUGAUCAUGAUGGAAAUUAUUCAAUAUUGUGGCGGAAGUCAUUAUGAUUGAGAUUGUUGUGGCGGAAGUCAUUAUGAUUGAGAUUAACGUGACAAUACGUACAUAUUAGAAAUAUGUUGACUCUUCAUCUGCUGUGAAUUAAAAAGAAGCAGAUAAAAAAUGGGAUGCGAAAUUAUUGUGACAUGUGAAAAACAUUGACUGUCUAUUGCUGUUAAAUAUUGGAGCUUUAAUGAUGUGAGUGGAAAGAUUUAGGAAUACAGUGGACAUUCAUGUGGCGGAGACCAAUUCUGGAAUAAUCUUGAAGAAAUGUUCUCGAGGUGAGCAUCUCAUAAAGUUGUUGAAACUGUUUUGAUAUGAGAGAUGAACAUGUUCACUUGGGUGUGUGAUGCGAUAAGGAAAUGCUUUGCCUGUUAUUGUGUCUAUGCCAGCUUUAUUUUUGCAGCAGGAUUAUUCAGAACUGCUGCAGAAUGUAUCCUGACUGACAGGAAUCUAGUCUUGUGUGUUUUGAGUACGAAUGUUAUGACUUUUGUAAUACUGUUGAGUUUAGAAAGAAAUGAGAAAUUUCUUCAUGUACUAUUGAAAUUGGCAGUGCCAAUAUUCUUGACAUUGACGUUUUGACAUAAGUUUGACAUUGACAAAAUUUUGACAUUUUAAAGCACUUUGCUUUUUAAAAAAUGAAAACCAGCAAUUUUUUACACUAAUUUUUCAGAUUUUUCUCUCCUUGAAAACAAGCUAGAUACUUGGAAAAGAAAGUUACAGAGGUUAAAUUUAUUAGUACUUCUAUAAAAGAAAUGGACGUUACAUGGGUUAAAAAUUACAAUAUUGAAUUUUAAACUUCAACAACCAAGUUAUUAUUAAGUAGAUGGUCAUUCUACUAUACAUUGGGUUGAUUGUUUAAAAUUUUGUUCAAGUUAACAGUGUUAAUGGCAUCAUUGUUUGAGGAUAGAUAUUCUUUGAAAGGUGCAAUAUUUUAUGAUGUGCUCAUAUGUUGAAAGUAAAAUGAGAUCAGCUCAAACAGUUAUGUUAAAUCUUGUAAGAAACACUGCAGAUCACGAACAGACCCAUGAAACUUUCAGAGCAGUCAAGAUUUCAAAUAAACGAUGAUGUUAAUAACAAUGAUGUUAACUUAAUCAAAUUUCUAAGCAAUUGGAUCAAUGGAUGUUUCAUUCAUUGAUAUCAUGAAUCUGUGCAAGUCUCUGUCCCAUUAUGUACAUAUUGUCGUUCUAUCAUACACCGCCAUCCUGUAUAUUCAUGUAUUCAUUUGCACAUUUUUAAUGCUGUAUAAAUAUGGUCACAACAUUGUAACUUGUAUUGAAAUAAAUCAUGUGUUGUUGUUUUUUUCGUCUUUUCAAGAACAGGUUUGCAUAAUUUUCUUUUUUAUUGUUUUUUGUUUCAUUGAAUAUACAUACAUUCAUAACAGAGUUUCUUGGUAAUGAUGAUAAAUAAGUAUUUUAAGGUUUUUUCUUGAUUUAGUUUUUGUAAAAUUUGGUAGAACUGCUUUUUUUGUAAUGGAGAAAGGUGUUGGCUACACAGUACAGCUAGAAUUUAUUUUUGGUGCAAAAUCUCUACAUAAAUAUUGUUUUGAUGUAACAUACAGUUUGUUAUAAUACCAUGAUGACUGAUUUUAUAAAGAUUUAUAUUCAUGCUUUUUAUAUCAUGUAAAAAAAAAUUAUGUGGAAAUUUGUAUUACAUUUUUGACCAUAAUAUUACCAAUAUUACCCAAAUCAAUGUUUGAGAUAGUCAACAUUUACAUUUUAAGAAAUGGUGAUACGAAUAUGCUUGGCUUGAAUGCCUUGUUAAAGAGUUGUAUUUUUUGUCCACAUUUUAACAUUGACUAGGUCAUACAGAGUAUGUCUUCAUUUCUCAUCCCAUAGAAAUGUGUCAUUGUACAUGUAUUGCUUGAAUAUGAAGAAAUGAUACAAUAAAUAAAAAAAUUACUCAUU